This is a messenger RNA of Cordyceps militaris CM01, 2892 nucleotides long. RefSeq lists its product as uncharacterized. The record is from RefSeq and is a predicted model, not a curated record. NCBI's taxonomy places the organism in Eukaryota, Fungi, Ascomycota, Sordariomycetes, Hypocreales, Cordycipitaceae. The transcript has 2 exons. The coding region runs from base 1 to 2892 and encodes 963 amino acids.
AUGGAUGUACCUCACAUUCAGAGGGCCGCCGGUCUCCGUGCCGGCAAUACGGCAUCCCAAGCUGCCAAAUCAAGGCCUUUGAAGCCUCCCGACUUAACACAAGAAUCAGCACGUUGGCCACUUCAGGCGGUGGACGACAACACAGCAGCAGCCCGGCAUCUGACGUCUUCUCAAUCACGACACAAAACCCCACGCGAAUUAGAGGUCUUCGGUCAUCCUUCCACCACAUUGGAGAGAAGCGUCCCUGCUACAUAUCACGCACCACUUCGCCCAAGACGUGGCCUUGACGACCCACCCUUCUCGAGAGACCCAUCGGCGCGCAGUUUCGAGGAGGACCAGUUGGCCCAUGAGCGCAGGGCACGCUCCUAUAGAGACACAACUUCUGAAAUCAUCUCACUAUAUGCGUCAAGAAAUGUGACGUCUCACAAUUCCACACUUUGCCGAAAUGAUGACGAUGCUUCCUCGACGACACCCCACGCAAGGGUUCCCACUAGCCAACGCCACACCCAGUCCAACAGUACUCAUCUUCGAAAUGCUUCUUGGCAGAAAUCAAGGACACCGGGGCCCUACCCUACGAGGCUACGACGCCCUGGAACAAGUAUCACCUCGCCGCCGAUGACGGAAGCUCGAGGCAGGGAGUACAGCAGAAUGGUCGAGGGCGAAAGGGGCCAUCAAAAAGUAGCACAUAAUCUCUACAAAACCUCGCUUGCUAACAACCAAAGACGAGCCCCUCCGCUAUCUCUACGUGCCGAAAUGAACAGGUCAUCUAGCUCACUACCAUCUAGAUCUUCACCAGGUCUGAAUCACUACAUGACAGCAUCGGGGCGCGCUAGAACGCCGAGUUCCACUGUGUCUUGGGCAUCAAGACCCUCUGAUCGGUACUACAUGGGCUCGAUUGACCAGAGCAGUAGAUCUGCGAGCUUGACAUCAAUUGUUGAGAUGUAUCAGCGCCCCAUGACAUCUAGCAGCACUUGCCCUGCCAUGCGGCCUACCGGCACCCUCUACUAUGAUUACUCUGAGGAUUUCAAAGACCCAGAUUCCGAGGAUAUCCGCCAGCCUGUCAUACCGCUUUCCCCUAUUCCCUACAGAGCCGGUGGCGGAACCAAGCCGACCAUCCUACAGCAAGAUCUACAGCUAAAGAUGCACGGUACUAUCGAUAACCCCCAUAUUCAGGGCUCCGCAUACUCUGGAUAUAGACGGGGCUACAGUAGGACUGACAGUAGCAUCGAAGACUCGUUCGAUUCAUAUCUUCAAGGUAGCCAUGACGACUCCAUUGAGGAAAUCGAGCGGGCUAUUGCGAAUGCAAUCUCCAAUGCAGCGGCAGACAAGCUAGUUGCAGCUUCAGAGCAUUUAACUGCGUAUACAGAUGCGUGCCGCAACAGACGAGAAGACAGCCAGACGAAGACGACAAACGUUGCCAACAUGUCUCGGCGACUACCUGCCACAGAGCGACAGUAUGGUUUGAAGACAGCAGCUCCGAAUUUGGAAAUGAAUAUCAACGCUAGACGAGCGUCUCAGUUGAGUUUGAACAAGAAUUUCAUGGCGCUAGAUCCAGCCUUUGCAGACUUUACCUCUUUACUUUCUUCAUUUGAGCGAUUGGCAAAAUCCCCGUUUUCACGACUCAGUGAUGAAGAUGAUGUUGAUGAACGACACAGCAGACGAAGCAGCAAGUUAUCGACGAUGGACACACUUGACGAGAUGGAAUCCAUGGAGAACCCACACUUGAAGCGUCAUCAGCGUAAUGUAGCCACCGCGCAGGUUGGCACUCCAGCACUGAGCUCCUGUGAAUCCCCGACUGAGCAUCCGUUGUCGUCAGGGGAGGGUGCAUUGAUCCUCACACCCGAACCUCUAUCCCCUCGCCGCGACAAAGGUUUCAAUGAGCCGCAUCUGAGAUUCAUGAAAGCACUACCACCUCUUCCAGCUGAGAUUCCUAGUACUCAUCUCACCCACGCGAACCAGAACUCUAGCAACAAGCAGGCUCAAAAUGCGGGUGCCAUCUCCCAGGCUCGGUCCUUGUCCCUCCGAAGCCAUAUUUCGCGCUCGGGUAGCCCGGGAAAGUUGAAGCUGCGUGUUCGGACGCCAUCCUCAUCUGGAGACAAUGACUUUGCAUGUGUAUCGGAUGGUGCCAAGCGGGAACGUCGCUCUGCUGACGAGUGCAGACCAGCCACCAGUUCAAGACCCCCUCCGAAGCUCAAGUUGAAAAUAUCACGAAAUCAGCUUGGCCAAGGUCGAAAUGCCCAGACUGAAUCAGUGAUUCGUAACAAUCGUUUAAAGCAGUGUAACGCACUCGCCGACGUGGCACAGCCACCACGCAAUGAUGUCGAAAAGAGAAUAGAGAAAAGGAAAGACGAGGCGAGAUCAAAGGGGCCGAACGAAAAACAGGAACCGUUGGUCACAAACGUCGACCCGCGGGAAAGUAGAGUCGGAUCGUGCCAAUCGUCGGACCAGUUCAACCUUUCGUAUCCACCGACCUCAGUCGAGAGUGUAGAUGUCAUGUUGCCACGACUGGAACCCUUCCGUGAAUCAGUCGAGGAGGUUCGAGCCGUGCAGCCAGAGACUAGUGAAACAGCGGCACGCCGUAUCAAGCCAAAGUUCUCGCUUCUACGACUACGGCCAGCGAACCACGCAGGACCAGCAACGCUGACGAAGCCUGCGCCCUGUCAUGCUUGCACUCAGAGCGAACCCGAGGCAAAGACGGUGGACAAGAAUAUCAUUGUUGCCUCGACUAGUCAGUUUGAUUCGACUGUGACUGAGAACCGCGUUGGAAGUGUGUCGGUCAAGUCGGAACGGGUAGGCAAUCGAGUCAAACGGUGGGCUACGGACGCCAAACGUGUGGUUCGGUCAUAUGUCAGGCGUACACUGAUUCGGACUCCCAAGAGCGCAAAAGUGUAG